AUGGCCGAGCCCCGUCGCUCCGGUCGCCAACGCAAGGCCAAUGCAAAAUACGCAAAUGAUGGAUGGGACAAGGAGAUCCUGCGAACGCUCCGCGAGUCAUCAGAGUCGUCUGGCUCGAGUCCGGCCGAAAGCCAGACAUCGUCCGAGGCAGAAGAUGAGUUAAUACCCGAUGCCGGAGGCCUUGCCACUGCCCUUGCCCUGGACCAAGACGAAGAUGACGCCUCUAUGGUGUCUGCAGCGUCCGCUGGGUCGUCCGACGUCGACGCUCCACCAGAGGAUGACGAAGACAUGAGCAUAGCGUCUGAUGAAGGUGGUUCAAGCCGGCCUGCUCGACCGCACCCUGUCUCUGCACCCACCACUGAAACGGCACGAUCCCGCGGCAUACAAAUCACCAGAGGUUUGGCAAAGGCAGCGGCGUAUCCUGGCAUAUUUGGACCGGGGGUCGACGAUUUGUGUGACGUGCUUCGAGCGCGAGAUACAUGGCUCCGCGGUCGAGAUAUCACACUGCCCAGCCGAGAGACGUUGCUUAUUGAACUCGAGCGGUCCCGAGAGGCUCGCGAGACAAACGCCGAGCGACCUGAAGGUCCAGAGCGCCCAAUCCCAGCGAGCCGCGUGUGGGAGUCGCUACGUACUAAUCAAGUCCUGGGACCCAUCGACGAGGCCGAACUACGCGACACGUACUUGGUGCGUGGUAAGCCGGAUCAUCCCAUCGUCCUCGGUCCGUGGGGAAAACAGAAGAAAUAUAAUUUAAGGUACCUCUCUACUAUCGAUUUCGGAAAGGCCUGGCCCAUGAAGGAUCAGCAACUCAGCACACAGACGCAGGCCGCGCAGAAUGGCGAAUCACCCACUGACGGCGCGUACCAUCAAGGGUGGUUACUGAAUGUGGGCGAGAAGGUGCAAUGCCUAGCUUGGGCGCCGUGUCCAGGUCCUAUCCAGUACCUGGCCGUAUCUGUGAGAUGCACCUCCAGGCAAAGAAGAAUGGCGCACGCCAGUGAGGGCGAGGCUGAGGGCGAAAGCGAACGGCCAGCCUUUCAUCCAUCCCCUCCCUAUCCGUCCAGCAUUCAGAUAUGGGCCUUUGACACGGCUGAAACAGGUAGCAGCAAUGGCAUAAGGAGCCUGACCAUGAAACGGCAGCCGAGACUCGCCGUCGUGCUCGCAACCAGGUGGGGCAACAUCCGGCGCCUCAAAUGGUGUCCUCUCGACGAGGAAGCAGGCAAGGGCACUGGCUCUUCGGAUUCGUCGACCGACUCGGUCAUCGGCCUUCUCGGGAUCGUGUCAAGCGAUGGCCACGCCCGCGUGGUCGCUGUGCCAGUCCCUGCAGACGCAGACGAGCCGGCCAGGGAACAGACGAGGGCCUUUCGAAUCGAGCGGCCUGGUCUUGAUAUCCCGCCUCCCCCGGACACCAUCUUCACGUCGUUGACCUUUGCCGGGCCUUCGGACCUUUUACUGGGCACGGCCAGCGGAUCCAUCCAUCUGUACGAUCUGUCCGAGGAGACACAUAGUCCCGACAGCAGUCCCGUCAGCUACAUGCACCAGCAAGUCCACCACACGUACAUCAUCUCGUUAUGCUCGGCGUCCACUCCGCCGCACUCGACUCUCGUGGCCAGCGCGUCCGCCUCGGGCGACCUCGUGCUCACCGACCUGCGCAGUCCCGAGCAAGACCGCGUGGCCGUCCCGCGGACGUGCUUCCCCACCCGCGAUCUCGUCUACGUGCCAUUCACGCGCUCGUUCGUCGCCGCGCUCGACCGCAGCGGCAACGGGCAGGUCGAGAGGAACGCCGCCACGCUGCUCGCGUGCCACCACGUCCGCCAGUUCCCCCACAUGCUCAAGGUGGCGAAGCUGCCGCAUCGCACGGGCGCCGCCACCGCGCUGGCCGCGUCGCGUUGCCAUCCGUGCAUUCUCGUGGGUAACGCCAAGGGCCAAGUGCUGGCGACGAACUAUCUGCGUAAAAUUCUCCCGUAUCGCCGGUCGGCCGUCAGGAAAGCCGUCGGUGCGUAUAUCCAGAAGAUAUGCGAGUACGAUUGGCGUGCACUUACGAAGGAGGAGGUCGAGGAGGGGGAGGUCGAGGUCCGUCAAGGAGGACACCUCUCACCACAACCGGGCCAUAACAUGGACGAAAGGCAAGGGGAGACACAGCCAGGCCACAACAGCGAUGAAACGACGCAGGAGACGAGUAAAAAACAAAAUCCCGACCUGUACCACGGCCACGACGUCCGACCGGGCGUGUCUCGGUUCCACGAAGGCUUCAAGCCCGAGAAGAUCGAAGUGGGCAACCCACAACCCAGCUGGAAAAAGGCGGCCAAGACAAAGACGAAGACCAAGAACGGGAACGAAGGAGAAGCAGAAAUCGCCAACGGCGAAGCCGUCUUUGAAGAGGAGCAAGCCGUCACGGCCAUCGAGUGGGUUCCGAAUCCCUGCUGUGCUGGGAUCGUGGCCGUGGCGUGGGGAAGCGGCCUGGUGAGGGUGCAGGAUCUGGCGUACGAUUCUUGA
Cladophialophora carrionii CBS 160.54 is the source of this 2490-nucleotide messenger RNA. RefSeq lists its product as uncharacterized. Gene Ontology annotation, cellular component: transcription factor TFIIIC complex. The record is from RefSeq and is a predicted model, not a curated record. Gene Ontology annotation, biological process: transcription by RNA polymerase III. Gene Ontology annotation, molecular function: protein binding. Lineage: Eukaryota; Fungi; Ascomycota; Eurotiomycetes; Chaetothyriales; Herpotrichiellaceae. The transcript has a single exon. Bases 1 to 2490 code for a protein of 829 amino acids.